AUGGAGUCUCACAAUGGAGAGGCUGAUGACUUGCCUCCACCACCUCCUUUGGCUGCUGGUGUUGAGCCACUUAAAGCUGAUGAAACAAAGGCGCCAUUGAAACUUAGGAGUCCGAUUAUUUCUAUCACUAUUACGUGCGUCUCUAAUCCUUGUCCAGUGUCAUUUCUUUAUUUUCAUCCUCAUACCUUCAUUACCAAUGCUGUUGAUCGCAAAGGGUCGGGAAGAAAAGUGAUCGAAAAACUGCAGCCAACUUAUGCUGUUGAACAUGCAAAUAAAGAUUUUUCAUAUGAUGGUGAGAAGAGCCUGUUCACAAUUGGUGCUCUUCCUCAAGUUAAAAACGAGUUCACUGUCGUGGUGGAUGAUGUUUCAACUGGAAAGACUCCUGCAAAUGGCAGUCCAGGCAAUGACAGUCCUCCUGGAAGUGACAGGAAAAGGAUCAGAAGGUCUUAUAAUUAUAAUACAAAGACGUACAAGGUCGAACUCUCUUUUGCUGCAAAAAUUCCCAUGAGUGCAAUCUCACAGGCCUUGAGAGGUCAGGAAUCAGAGCACACUCAGGAAGCAAUUCGAGUGAUCGACAUUAUUCUGAGGCAGCACUCAGAUGUGUCCACCACAAUGAUUGUGAAACCUGGUCCUGUCAUUGAUUUUCUGCUUGCCAAUCAGAAAGUUAGUGAUCCAAGCAUGAUUGAUUGGGCUAAGGCCAAGCGUGCACUGAAGAACUUACGGAUAAAAACAAGUCCAGCGAACCAAGAGCAGAAGAUUGUUGGUCUCAGUGACAGACCUUGCCGUGAGCAAUUAUUCACACUGAAACAUAAAAAUGGCAAUGGUGACUCUGAAGUGAUCACUGUUUUUGAUUACUUCGUAAAGAACCGUGGCAUAGAGCUGCAAUACUCUGGUGAUCUUCCUUGUAUCAGUGUGGGAAAACCAAAGCGGCCAACAUAUUUUCCAGUUGAGUUAUGCAGUCUUCUGCCUUUACAAAGAUACACUAAAGCUUUGGGGACACUACAGAGGUCGUCACUUGUUGAGAAAUCUAGGCAGAAACCACAAGAAAGGAUGUCUGUUUUGUAUGAUGUACUGCAAAGAAGCAACUAUGAUGCAGAGCCCAUGCUGAAGGCAUGCGGGAUUACAAUUGCUAGAAGUUUCACAGAAGUUGAUGGUAGGGUACUGCAGCCCCCCAAGCUUAAAGCUGGGAAUGGAGAAGACAUUUUUACACACAAUGGUAGAUGGAACUUCAACAAUAAGAGGCUCAUUAGAGCUAGCAGUGUCGAGAAAUGGGCAGUGGUCAACUUUCCUGCACGAUGCAAUGUCAGGGAUCUUGUCCGUGAUCUCAUCAAGUGUGGAGGCAUGAAGGGGAUUAUGGUUGAAGCACCUUUCGAUGUAUUUGAUGAGAAUCCUUCAAUGAGACGGUCACCUUCUGUAAGAAGGGUUGAAGACAUGUUUGAACAAGUGAAAACUAAGCUUCCUGGAGCACCCAAGUUUCUUGUGUGGCCUUGGAAGAAGAAAUGCCUUGCUGAAUUUGGGAUCGUAACACAGUGCGUGGCACCAACUAGAGUCAAUGAUCAGUAUCUUACAAAUGUCCUACUAAAGAUAAAUGCAAAGUUGGGUGGCAUGAAUUCGUUGCUCCAAAUUGAGACAUCCCCAGCAAUUCCUCUCGUAUCCAAGGUCCCAACUAUAAUCUUAGGAAUGGAUGUAUCCCACGGCUCUCCUGGAUAUUCUGAUGUACCGUCCAUUGCUGCUGUUGUUAGUUCUCGUGAAUGGCCACUUAUCUCGAAAUACAGAGCUUCUGUCCGCACCCAUCCUAAAAUGGAAAUGAUUGACAUGAUUGACUCAUUGUUUAAUCCACGGGAAACUGAAGAUGAUGGUCUGAUCCGGGAGUGUCUGAUUGACUUCUACACCAGUUCUGGGAAGAGAAAGCCUGACCAAGUCAUCAUCUUCAGGGAUGGUGUUAGCGAAAGUCAGUUUAAUCAGGUGCUGAACAUUGAGUUGCUACAAAUCAUCGAGGCUUGCAAAUUUCUUGAUGAGAAAUGGAAUCCGAAGUUCACGUUGAUUAUUGCCCAGAAGAACCAUCACACUAAAUUUUUCAUUCCUGGAAAGCCAGAUAAUGUUCCACCUGGGACUGUUGUGGACAACAAAGUCUGCCAUCCAAGGAACUUUGACUUCUACAUGUGUUCACAUGCUGGAAUGAUCGGGACUACGAGGCCAACUCACUAUCACAUCCUGCAUGAUGAGAUAGGCUUCAACCCUGAUGACCUGCAGGAGCUGGUGCAUUCCCUUUCUUAUGUGUACCAAAGGAGCACAACAGCCAUAUCAGUUGGUGUGGUAUGUUUCAGUUGUAUGCAAGUGUGGUAUGUUUCAGUAGUGGUUCAGCUUGAGAUUGAAAAAUUGGAGUGGAUGGCUUCAUUUGACUACUUGGGAGUUGGGACCUGCUGGUCUGAUGACCUGUUUGCUUUCUACACGUUGCUGCGAAUUGGGCUGUAA
Miscanthus lutarioriparius is the source of this 2475-nucleotide messenger RNA. The record is from the annotation of a GenBank genome assembly. Lineage: Eukaryota; Viridiplantae; Streptophyta; Magnoliopsida; Poales; Poaceae.